CCAAGGAGCCUUUCCUGGCUGUCAGCUGCUCACAGGAUUAGAAGACUGAAACAAUGGAAGAGCUUUCCAUGGCAAACACUGUGUUUGCCCUCAAUAUCCUCAAGCAUAUAGAACAAACAAACUCUGCCCAGAAUAUCUUUUUCUCUCCGUGGAGCAUCUCGUCCACCUUGGCUAUGGUUUUUCUUGGUGCCAGGGGCAACACUGAACACCAGAUGGCCAAAGUGCUGCAAUUUAACAAAGUUAAUGGCAAUGGCAUCACUCAGGGAACCCCAGAGAACGUCAGAGGCUUUGAUUGCACUCAGCAAAUACAGAAGGGAAAUUAUCCUGAUGCUAUUUUACAGGCACAAGCAAGAGAUAAAAUCCAUUCAUCCUUCAACUUGCUCAGCUCGGCAAUCAACACUUGCUCAGGAGAUUACUUACUGGAAAGCGCCAAUAAGCUGUUUGGAGAGAAAUCUGCUAGUUUCAAGGAAGAAUACGUACAACUCUGUAAGAAAUAUUACUCUACAGAACCAGAGGCAGUAGACUUCCUUAAAUAUGCUGAAGAAGCUAGAAAAAAGAUAAAUUCCUGGGUCAAGACCCAAACCAAAGGUGAAAUCUCAAGCCUGUUACCGGAAGGUUCUGUAGAUGAAAACACCAAGAUGGUACUGGUGAAUGCUGUUUACUUCAAAGGAAAGUGGAAAACUCCAUUUGCGAAGAAACUUAAUGAGCGUUAUCCUUUCCGUGUGAACUUGCGUGAGAGCAUACCUGUUCAGAUGAUGCACCUACGUGAAAAGCUGAACAUUGGAUACAUAACGGACCUAAAGACUCAGAUUCUAGAGCUUCCGUAUAUUGGAGACAUCAGUAUGUUCCUGUUGCUUCCUGAUGAGAUUGAGGAUGCGUCCACUGGCUUGGAGUUGCUGGAAAGUGAAAUAAACUUUGAUAAAUUCAACCAAUGGAUGAGCAAAGACACAAUGGCUGAAGACGAUGUUGAGGUCUAUCUCCCGCAGUUCAAGCUAGAGCAACAUUAUGAACUCAAGCCUAUUCUGAGAAGCAUGGGCAUGGAGGAUGCCUUCGAUAAGAGCAAGGCCAACUUCUCAGGAAUGUCCCAGAGGAAUGACCUUUUUCUUUCUGAGGUAUUCCAUCAAGCCACAGUGGAUGUCAAUGAGGAAGGCACUGUAGCAGCUGGUGGCACCGGGGCAGUUAUGACAGGGAGAACUGGUCACGGAGGCCCACAGUUUGUGGCAGAUCAUCCCUUUCUUUUCUUUAUCAUUAACAAAACUACCAAUGCAAUACUAUUUUGUGGUAGAUUCUCCUCACCCUAAAAAGGGAAUACCUUAUUUAUACAUUAUAUUUUUAUAGCACUCACUAUAAGCCACAGAAUUGCUUCUGUAAGUGCCAACUGGACUUUCCUACAUACACGUUUUUGUACUUCUGAUUGAUAUACACUAAAUAUAAACUCAGAAACAAUUGCACAACUCUUAACAAUACUUAUAGAAAGAAGUCUACUAAUUAUUGUUUUCUAAAGCCGUAUAAUAUCUAUUUAGUUCAUCCUCAUUAUUUCUUUGUCUUUAUAGCUUUCGUUUUUUUUACAGUAUUAUUUAUUAUUUAUAUAAUGGUAGUUUUACAAAUGAUUAUCCUCUGUAUUACAAAACUGUAAUACUGAAGAAGCAGGUGACCAGAGAAUUUUUCUAUCUAAAAAAGCAAGCAUUUGAUCUAAUAAUGAAAGAACAAUUAUAUGCUCUCCCAUAAUAAUCAAACAAGCAAAAACACAACAAAAGCAAUAGCAUGUUACAUUUCUAUCACUGUAUGUCACAUGUAUGUUUCUGUAACUCAUGUGUAAUUGGAAAUAUGCAGUAACUUAAGCAAGCUUGCUCACUUACAAGUAUUUGCUGUUCUCUA
Molecule: messenger RNA, 1878 nt
Organism: Chionomys nivalis (European snow vole)
Lineage: Eukaryota; Metazoa; Chordata; Mammalia; Rodentia; Cricetidae
Gene: Serpinb2
Product: serpin family B member 2
Exons: 8
Coding region: 54-1301 (415 amino acids)
Biological process (GO): negative regulation of endopeptidase activity
Molecular function (GO): serine-type endopeptidase inhibitor activity
Source: RefSeq, a predicted model, not a curated record